Molecule: messenger RNA, 672 nt
Organism: Mesorhabditis spiculigera
Lineage: Eukaryota; Metazoa; Nematoda; Chromadorea; Rhabditida; Rhabditidae
Source: the annotation of a GenBank genome assembly
AUGCGAAGCCUGCGCGUCGAGUGCGACCGGCUCAUCUACAAGCACAUGCAGAGUGAGGACGCGCAACAAAUGCCCAACGCCGCCCCGCAAGCAGAAACGUCGUCGGCUUACAACACUGGCGGAGAGAGCUGUCGAUCCGCUACCGUAACCCCGGAUGGGUGUGUGCCGCUUCUUUUGCACCAUCAACGGCAACCGAUGCAGCAGGCGAAUGUUCAGAAAUUUACACCGGCCAGAGAAGAUCCCCGUCGUGAAUGCUGUCCUCCAUCCCCUUCCCAUGUAAAAAGACGGUGUGACGGCACGCGAUAUGUCGUCAAGAGGCCAGUUCGGAAUCAGGUCCUGAAAAAGCGAGAAGCCCAGCUGAACAAGGAGAGAACCGGCAUCAGCACCGACGAUGAUGCCUUUAGUGGCGUUAAGUUGGGGCACUAUUUCUGCCGGGAAGACCGGAAGAAGCAGCUUGAGCACGAGCGAAUGCGGAAGAUACGGCAUGAGCAGCGAAUCAACCAGGCUAAGCUGGCCAAUACGGACAAGCUAAUUGUCGACAUGGCCUACCGUAAGAUGGCGCGACGCCAGGCUCCCCUUGACGCGUUCACCUCAACCCGAGAAUACCUCUCGCAGCGCCACGAGCAACAAGGACCCCCGCCUCCAGCACCGAUUCUCGCUGUUACUACUGUA